Acanthocheilonema viteae is the source of this 375-nucleotide messenger RNA. Lineage: Eukaryota; Metazoa; Nematoda; Chromadorea; Rhabditida; Onchocercidae. The record is from the annotation of a GenBank genome assembly.
AUGACAUUGACUCAGUCUGGAAAUGACAAUUCAGUGAUAGUACAAUCAGAUGCAUGCCAACAUCGGCAGCGCGAAUUGCAGUAUCGUAGUGUGACCGGUACAGAGCUCAUCAACAUGUCCAAUUCGGAACCAAGUUCUUACAUUAUGCGUUGCCAAAUUACAACUAGAAUUGAUAGCGAACAACGCAUCGCUCCAAGCACUUCUCAGACAUUUAAAAUUUUGUCAAUUUCAAAAAAAACCUUGGAAAAUGGCGAUGAAGACGAUUUAGAUCUCACAACUUCUGUCAUUUCGAAUUGUCGACAGUUACAUUCCCAGCCGACAGUACUUUUGUCCCAGCCAGCAACAGCUGGUGACACUGUCAAGAAAGUUCACUAA